GGCCGGCCGUCUGUUGUUCUCAUUUGGACCCCAGCUUGGAGCCCUGUGGAGUUGGGUACCCUCUCUCUUCCUCCUUCCGGAUUAUUUCCUGUCUUCACCCAUACCUACCCUCUCUAUCCCCCUCCUCUUCUAACCCCAGAUUGUCCCCUGUCCUGCAUCCCAACAAAGAGCCCCUGCACUUACAGGAUAAAACGUUAGGCCUCCAGUAAAAACCAAGAGGGUGGCUGGCCUGGGCUUAGGAGCCUCCUUCUAGCCAGUGAGGCAGGCCAGAGGCCAGCAAAGGCAGGACCUUGUCUUUCAGGAAGGCCUCAUGGCUGAGUGAGCCUUCCUUGAGCCCAGCAAUCUACCCCAGCAUGGUCCAGACCUGUGAGGGGUGCUCCCGACCGCCACAGCCACCGACCUUGUCUUUGGGGGCAGCCAUGACCCAACCUCCACCCACCAAAGCUCCAGCCAAGAAGCAUGCGCUGCUGCAGGAGAGGAGGGGCUCCAGCGUGGCUCUGAUGCUGGAUGUGCGGUCUCUGGGUGCUGUGGAACCCAUCUGCUCAGUGAACACACCCAGGGAGGUCACUCUACACUUUCUGCGCACAGCCGGACGCCCGCUUACACGCUGGGGUCUGCAGCACCAGCCACCCAGCCCCAAGCAGCUAGAGGAGGAGUUCUUGAUCCCCUCAAACUUUGUCAACCCUGAAGACCUAGAUAUCCCUGGCCAUGCCUCCAAGGACCGAUACAAGACCAUCUUGCCAAAUCCUCAGAGCCGUGUCUGUCUUGGCCGGGCACAGAGCCAGGAAGAUGGGGGCUACAUCAAUGCCAACUACAUCCGAGGCUAUGAUGGACAGGAGAAGGUCUACAUUGCCACCCAGGGCCCCAUGCCAAACACUGUCGCAGACUUCUGGGAGAUGGUGUGGCAAGAGGAAGUGGGUGUCAUUGUCAUGCUCACCCAGCUCCGAGAGGGCAAAGAGAAAUGUGUGCAUUACUGGCCCACAGAAGAGGAAACUUAUGGGCCCUUCCAGAUCCGCAUCCAGGAGAUGAAAGAACACCCCGAAUAUACUGUGAGGUGGCUUACCAUCCAGCACCAAGAGGAAUGCCGCUCAGUGAAACACAUACUCUUCUCCGCUUGGCCGGACCACCAGACUCCGGAAUCGGCUGGGCCUCUGCUGCGCCUGGUGGCUGAGGUGGAGAGCCCAGAGACAGCGGCCACCUCUGGGCCUAUCGUGGUCCACUGCAGUGCAGGGAUUGGCCGGACAGGCUGCUUCAUUGCCACCCGCAUCGGCUGCCAGCAGCUGAAGGCCCGAGGGGAAGUAGACAUUCUGGGCAUCGUGUGCCAAUUGCGCCUAGACAGAGGAGGCAUGAUCCAGACUGCAGAGCAGUACCAAUUCCUGCACCAAACACUGGCCCUGUAUGCCGCCCAGCUGACCCAGGAGCCCAGCCCCUGACCCCUGGCCCUCCACCAGUCCAGGGCCCAACCUCCCCUCAGGCCUGGGACGGUGGAUCUGGGGAAGUGGACUGUGUGCUCUGGGGCUGUUUCUUCACAUCCUGGAAAGGGAGCCCCAGUGGUGAGAAUACUAAUAGCCCCAGGGAAUUAUCCCAGCAAACAACAGGGGCCAGGCCACAGGGGCCCUGCCUCCUCCAGCGGCCCCCAGUGGACUACAGCGCAACUUCUGGUGGCUCUGAAUUUACAGAUAGGAGCUGCUACUUGGAAUGAAUGGAGAAAGAAGCUGGGUUGCUGGUGUCCCCUCUCUGUGGCCUUUUUUUCCUUGUUGGUGACACAAAGAGUCCGUCCUUGGCUACCGUCAUAGAAGCAAACAGAAUGUUCCUGAAAGCCAUUCCAGAUGUGGUGCCGCUCCUGGGGCUUCUGAGACAGUCACUGCAGUGUACCUCUUCCAUUAAGGCCUUGGCCCCACACAGGCCAAAUGCAAGAACAGAGCAAAGUCUUGUCUAACCUUGGCGAAAUCCUCUGCAUCCCGCAUAGACUGCUGCUGCCCAUCCACCUGGGAGUGCUAGGUGACCCCCUCAGAAGAAAACAAGGACCCUGCCUCUACACAUGUCACAAAAGGAGAUGCAGAGGAAGCCAGUCUAGCAGCUGAGAUGGCUGGAAGAGCCCAGGUGUGAUGAUGCAUACCUGUCAUCCCAGGAGCAGAAGUUUGAGGCUGCCUAGGUCUACAUUUUGAGUUCUGGGCCAGCCAGAACUACAUAGCAAGACCUCUUAAAUUAAAAAAAAAAAAAAAUCACUCUUGAGCUCCCUGGAAGAGGUAAUGUAUGGGGACCAUUCAGAGAUCAGGAGGGUUCCUGCUGCCUCUAUGACUCUAUGACUUCCUGCCAUCUGCUCCCCAGCCACUCUCCAGGGAAGUUCGGCACACUCUGCUUUGCUGGCAUGACUUUACAGCAUUCCCUGGGUACCCAUGAAGUACCAAAGAAAGAGGAGAGAAGGAGAAACGAAGGGCUGUGUCUGCUUCUGGAAAACCAGCCUGCCCAUCCUUCCUGGGCCUGUAUUUAUUUGCAGAGCACACCUGGAUAGCUUAGCUGGCUCCAGAAACAGGCUGGGCUGUCACACUGCAUGCAGCACAGGGCUAAGACCGAGCCUCAGGCUUCAUCUAUCUCAGGGACGGCACAAUUUUCAGAACCUAUCUCAGGGUUGAACUAUAUACACCAGAAAGUCAGACAAACCCUGAGUCGUCCUUGAUCCCAUUUGGGCUGACUGUGGGGACGGAGGUGAGACACCAUUCCUGCUGUCUGAGCCUCAGCUCCUGGAUGUGCUGUGGCUGGCAUAAGUCCUCUGUGAAAACCACAAGGAGCUCGGUCCUGGUGAGUGCUCUUUUGCUUCGUGGCAUCUCUCUGAAGGACACACAAAGCUGCUGGGCCUGGUGGCACAAGCCUGUGAUCCGCACUUGGAAAGUGGGGGCAGGAGAAUCAAGAGCUCUGAACUAGCCUUGGCUGUAUGAAACCCUGCCUAAAAAACAAAGAGACAAAAA
This is a messenger RNA of Phodopus roborovskii (desert hamster), 2969 nucleotides long. RefSeq names its product protein tyrosine phosphatase non-receptor type 7 (gene Ptpn7). NCBI's taxonomy places the organism in Eukaryota, Metazoa, Chordata, Mammalia, Rodentia, Cricetidae. The coding region runs from base 354 to 1433 and encodes 359 amino acids. The transcript has 9 exons. The record is from RefSeq and is a predicted model, not a curated record. Gene Ontology annotation, biological process: protein dephosphorylation. Gene Ontology annotation, molecular function: protein tyrosine phosphatase activity.